This is a messenger RNA of Penaeus chinensis, 4529 nucleotides long. RefSeq lists its product as uncharacterized. The record is from RefSeq and is a predicted model, not a curated record. The transcript has a single exon. NCBI's taxonomy places the organism in Eukaryota, Metazoa, Arthropoda, Malacostraca, Decapoda, Penaeidae. Bases 150 to 4397 code for a protein of 1415 amino acids.
CGGUGCGAUUGAAUGCAGCGAGACCAAGCUUUUCAUAGAACCCAGUGCAAAGAAGGGAGACGAGGGUGAUGAGGAGGGAAUUGAAGGAGAACAAGAAGAAGGGGCGAAUCAACAGCCACAGAUUGGGCUAAAAGAAAUAGACUUGAGGAAUGACACCAGUCGACGGAAGUGCUGAAAUAAUGACCGAGGAUAUCAGGGAAGAGAAUGCAGUAGCAACAAUUUAUGAAAAUAAGAUGGAAGUAUCAUGUUUAUCUUUGGAAAAUACUACAGUCGAGGAGGAAAAGGAAAACGAUAAAGUAAUUGAAGAUCCGAACGAGGCAGAUGAGAAAGAUAUGACAGAGUCGAUGGAAAAGAACCACACAAGCGGGGAGGACAAGGAAGAAGAAUUAAACGAGGAAGGGCCUGAAAACAUAGCGACGUGGAGAAAAGAGAUCAAUAAGCACGAAGUCAGAGAAGAGGAACAUGUUACUUUCUCGAAGGAAGGAGGAAGUGAAACAACAGAGGAUUACGAAGAUGCCUUAGCAGAGAUCGAAGACGAAUACCCGGCGAAUUCCAAGAAACCCGAAGUCAUACAAGAACAAGAAGACAACGACGACGAAGUAGAAGAAUCGGUGAUUGGCGAAGAGGUAAUCAUCCACGAAGGGUGGACUGACAUCGUUAUUGAGCAAAGGGAAGAGAGUGAGGAACCAGAGGAUAUCGCAGAAAACAAUGGGCAAUGGGGCCUGGAGUGGGUCCAGAGGAGGAGGUCCUUCGAGAGCCAGACCUUCAGUGUCGUGGAGGAAGAAGAAGUUGGAGCGGAGAAGAACGAGGAUUCGGAUAUGUCGGCCCCUGCUCAAGAAGGGGAAAGCACAACAGAGGAAGCUGGAUGGACUCUAGUAAAUCUUGAAUCUGAUGACAAGACUGAGGAAAGUGAAACUGAAAGCAUUUUAAAAGAGGAGAGUAAAGAUGAGGUCAUAGCUUACAAAAAUGAAACACAAAGUGAAAGUGAAAUGACGGAUAGCGACGCCACUCAGAACAGGAAAGACGGCACCAUGAGUGGAGUGGCAUCAAACACUGUGAAAGAAUAUACAUCUGAUAGCAGCAAAGUCGAAGAUGAACCAGAGAGUACAGAGAGCACAGGCUAUGUCUCAGCCGAAGAUAGGACAGAGAGCAUUUUGUCUGAGGAACUAGAUAGCAUUAAGCCCAGCAAAGUCAAAUCAACUGCAUUCAGAGAACACCAAACUGUCAGGAUUGGAGGAAUACAGUUCAUCAGGAUUGACGAUGAACCAGAAAGCUCAGGAAGCACCGAUUACACUUCAGCUGAAGAAAGGAUGGGAAGCACAUUUACUGAAGACCAUGAGAGUAGUUCAGACGAAAAAUUCAGAAGAAGCCCAUUGAUUGGACGGCAAGAUGACAGCAUUAUCGAAGAAUCAGAAAGCUAUGCUGAUGAGCCAGAAAGCAGCAUGGCCGACGAACCAGAGAGCAGCAUGGCCGACGAACCAGAAAGCAGUAUGGCUGAAGAACCAGAAAGUAGCAUGGCUGAAGAACCAGAAAGUAGCAUGGCUGAAGAACCAGAAAGUAGCAUAACUGAAGAACCAGAAAGUAGCAUGGCUGAAGAACCAGAAAGUAGCAUGGCUGAAGAACCAGAAAGUAGCAUAGCUGAAGAACCAGAAAGUAGCAUGGCUGAAGAACCAGAAAGUAGCAUAGCUGAAGAACCAGAAAGUAGCAUGGCUGAAGAACCAGAAAGUAGCAUGGCUGAAGAACCAGAAAGUAGUGUGGCUGAAGAACCAGAAAGUAGCAUGGCUGAAGAACCAGAAAGUAGUGUGGCUGAAGAGCCAGAAAGUAUGGAUGAAGAUCCUGAAAGCAACAUGUUUCAGGAAGCAAACACGAGCUUUACCCAAGAAUCAGAAAUUACAGCGAGUGAUGAAUCAAAAAGCUCUGUGUCUGGAAGCAGUUUCGUGCAAGACCACGAAAACAUAGCUAAGACAGAAACAGGCAAAUUCGGAGGAACAGAAUUGAACAUAAUGGAAAAUCGAGAAAUCAGCAAAUAUGGAGAAUUAAACAUUUCCAAAGAAAGAGAUCCAGAAAUGAAUGCAACUGAGAAAGCAGAAAGAGAUAGCAGAUUUGAUGACAAAAACAUCUACACAGGAACAGGUACUGAUGUCAGCACUGGAGAAGAGACAGAAAUUGGAUCAGUUAAAGAAGCUGGAAUAAACACAAUUAAAGAAUCAGUAAACACCCAAAUUGAAGACUCAAAAGAUAACACAAUUGUAGAAUCAAUAAUCACUAAAGCUGAAGAACCGAAAAUCACCUCAGUUGGAAAAACAAUUAGUAUAAUUGAAGAAAUUGAAGAAGUAGAAAUCAGAACAUUCAAAGAACCAAUAAUGAGCAAAACAGAAAGGACAAAUGUCAGCACGGUUAAAGAGCAAGUGAUCAGUAAAGAUAAAGCUCAAGAAGUCUACACAUUUGGAGAACCAGAAGUCACAGAUGAAGGCUCAAAAAUCACCAGAAUUAUAGAAUCACAAGUAAGCAAAAAAGGGUUAGAAGUUAGCAGACAUAAUGAGGAAAAAUCAGAAGUCAAAUUUGAAGAACAAGAAGUUAAUGGAAGUAAAGAAAAAGAUAAUGAGAUAGAUGAACAACUAGAUAUUGGGCGUAGUAGCGAACAAGAACUCGGGUCUGCUGAACAUCCAAAAAUGGGUACUGAAGGAACGAAGCCAGAAAGUGCUUCAGUUGAAGACUCAUACGUUAUUAAAGAGAAAGAAAUCAACACUGUAGUAAACAAAAUUCAAGAAACAGAGAUCAGCACAGUAAAGCAGCUUCAACAAAUAGGAGUAACCUCAAUUGAAAGUCCUGAAAGAACAGAAAUAAGAUCAGCUGAAGAACCUGAAAUCAGGGCUGUUGAUAAAACAGAAAUUAGUGCAGUUAAACAGGAAAUUAUAGCAGAUGAAGAACCAGAAAUUAGAGCAGGUAAAGAACAUAAAGUCAGUGCAACUGAAGACCCACAAACCAGCUUAAUUCAAGAACCACAAAGUGUAAGCACAGAAGAACAAGAAAACAUCUCAAUUGAAAAAACAGUAAUUAGUAAAGCUGAAGAACCAGAACUCAGCACAGUUGAAAAGACAGAAACCAGAGCAGUUGAAGAACCAGAAAUCAGCCCAGCUAAAGAAUUGGAAAUCAGUGUGGAUGAGGUACCAGAGAUUAUGGCAGUUAAAGAACCAGAAAGCAAGGCAGUCAUCACCUCAGAGGAAGAACCAGAAACUAGGGUGGUAGAAGAACCAGCAGUCAGUGCUGUUGAAGAAACCAAGGCGGCUGAAGUUCUAGAAAUUGCAUCAAUAGAAGAACCAGAAAUCAGUGCAGUUGAAGAGCUAGAUAUUAGGACAGAUGGUGGACUAGUACUUAGCUCACUUGAAGAACUGCCAGUCAGGUCAGCUGAACCUCAAACCAGCCAUGCUGAAGAACCAGUGAUCCAGGCAGAUGAAGAGGCAGAGAGAGGUGCUGUUGAAAUUCCAGAAAUAAGUACAGCUGCAGAAUCAGGAAUCACCUCAGUCGAAAAAGCUGCAGAAUCAGGAAUCACCUCAGUCGAAAAAGCAGAAGUGAGAGCUUCUGAAAAAUCAGAAAUCAAGGUCGUUGAAUGUUCAGAAGACACAUCAGUUGAAGAACCAGAAAUUCAAGCAGUUGACAACCAUGAAAUCAGCACAGAUGAACAAUCAGAAAUUAGAGCAGUUGAAGAACUAAAAAUCGGUGCACAUGAAGAACCAGAAAUCAGGGUAGUUGAACCAACAAAUAUAGUUGCUGCUAAAGUACUAGAUGCGAGCGCAGUUAAAGAGCCAGUGACCAAUUCAUCAGACAAACCAGAAAUCAGGGCAGUUGAAGAACAAGAAAUAAGUGCUGUUGAAGUGCAAGAAACCCGUGCAGCCGAAGGACCAGUGAUCCCCUCACCUGAAGAGCCAAAAAUCAUCGCCGUUGCAGAAACCAGCGCAGUUGAAGAACCAGAAGCAAGCGCAGUUGAAGAACCGGAAAUCAGCGCUGCUGCAGAACCAGAAAUCAGCGCAGUUGCAGAACCAGAAAUCAGCGCUGCUGCAGAACCAGAAGCCAGCGCUGCUGCAGAACCAGAAGUCAGCGCAGUUGAAGAACCGGAAGUCAGCGCUGCUGCAAAACCAGAAAUCAGCGCAGUUGAAGAACCAGAAGUCAGCGCAGUUGAAGAACCGGAAGCCAGCGCUGCUGCAGAACCAGAAGUCAGCGCAGUUGAAGAACCGGAAGUCAGCGCUGCUGCAGAACCAGAAAUCAGCGCAGUUACAGAACCAGAAAUCAGCGCUGCUGCAGAACCAGAAAUCAUGCGCAGUUACAGAACCAGAAAUCAGCGCAGUUACAGAACCAGAAAUCAGCGCUGCUGCAGAACCAGAAAUCAGCGCAGUUGAAGAACCAGAAGUCAGCGCUGCUGCAGAACCAGAAACGAGCGCAGUUGCAGAACCAGAAGUCAGCGCAGUUGAAGAACCAGAAAUCAGCGCAGUUGAAGAACCAGAAGUCAGCGCUGCUGCAGAACCAGAAAU